This is a messenger RNA of Didymosphaeria variabile, 801 nucleotides long. RefSeq lists its product as uncharacterized. NCBI's taxonomy places the organism in Eukaryota, Fungi, Ascomycota, Dothideomycetes, Pleosporales, Didymosphaeriaceae. The transcript has 4 exons. The coding region runs from base 1 to 801 and encodes 266 amino acids. The record is from RefSeq and is a predicted model, not a curated record.
AUGGAGGCCUUUUCGACUACAAGACCACCAAUCGUUUACCUCUUUUCAAAGGAUCCCUACCGCCCCUCCCCACCCAUUGCUACCCUCGCUAAUACACGCCCCAAAAUCGCACGGGAGGACAUAUCCUUUCCCACCUCGCCGCUCACGCUGACUAACCUCGACCAAUUGAACAAUGUUGCGCCGAAAGGCAAGAACGAUGUAUACCUUACAAGCAUUGCGGAUGUCACUACGAACCCUGCAUGGCUGAACGGUAUACAGACUGGUGACGACGGUGGCACUGGGAACGAGAAGACGUGUGCGAUUAUGGUGGUGGAUAAGGCCCUCUAUCCCACCCCCGGCACCCAUGAUCACACCAUCCCCAACCUCAACAUCACCACUUCCCUCCUCCUCGUGGACGACGCAGAUGCUGGUCCCAAGUACGACCCCCUCCUUUCAGCGUACUUUUACACCUUCGCGCCAUCAUCCAAGACCUUCACACCGGUAGAACCUACGCCGGACGCGCCGACGGGGUGGUUGUACUACAAAGGGAAAUGGGGCGAUGAGGAGUACCCUGCUAGUGACAAACGGCAGAAAAGUCUUUUAGGUAACAAGAAAUACGUUGGGGGCCCGACUGGGCCGGCGGACAAACAGCUCGAUAGGAAGGAGGUAUGGCCGCAGAACCAGUGGAGCGGUGGACAGAAGAUUAGGACGACUUUGGAUGCGGGGUGGGUUGCUAAGCAGUGGUUUUCGAAACUAAACUGCUUUGGGGGCACGAAGAAAGGUGUUAUCAGGGUGAAAGUGAGCGGGGAGGUUAUCGGGUAG